CAACGUGAUGUUGAUACCCAAGGUGGAAUUGCUACCAAAAAGAAAAAGGAAACGGCUCGGAUUUGCUUGAUGGUCAAACAUGCCGAGCGGUAUCUGAAGGAAUGGCUGGACUACAACUUGGCCAUUGGCUUUACCGACAUUCAUGUCUUGGACAACUCUCCAGAAUUCAGCUUGCACAACUGGACCUACCAAAGAGACAAACUACGGAUCGAACACUUCAUUCCCAACGUUGUCAACAACGUCACUGACGCAGGAGAGGCCCAAAAGCAGCAACAAUACGGAUACAAGCACUGCGUCGAACAAGCGCGCGCCGACAAGAUUACCUGGUUGGCAACCUUUGAUGUCGAUGAGUUUCUGGUACUCCAUAAACACGACAAUGUCCUGGACUUUAUGAGAGACACGUGUUCUGCUCGCCAACAACACAAUGGUUCUUCUUGUGGACAAAUUUCCAUCAACUGGUUCACCAUGGGCAGCAGCAAUCGGACCGACUAUGUCAAUGUCCCCGUCACGAGACGCUUCCAAUAUGGGCGGUUUCAAAACACUGUCAAAUCCAUUGUAGAUCCAUGGGCGGUUGCUCUGAAAGAGAAACACUUUCGUUGGUCACAUACCUUUAAACUGGCACCCCGUCGCAAAUGGUUUUCGGCCAAUGGACAACCAGUCAACAAUAGGGGAUGGAAGAUCAUGGUACACGAAGAGGGAACGUUGGACGUUGCCGCGCUACAUCAUUACAAGUACCUGUCCAAAGAAGAAUGGCAUACCAAGAAUUGUGUUCGAGGAGAUGUCAUGGGGAAACAACAAGAGAUGAAAAAGAUUUGCAAUGGUCGAGCACCAGAGCCCUUUGCGGGUGAAGUCUUUAACGAUGAUGCCUGGCAAGUAUUACGAUCACGAGUACCAUCGUAUCAGCAAUAUGACAAUGUCCAAGAGUUGGGUUAG
Messenger RNA from Seminavis robusta, 933 nucleotides. The record is from the annotation of a GenBank genome assembly. NCBI's taxonomy places the organism in Eukaryota, Bacillariophyta, Bacillariophyceae, Naviculales, Naviculaceae.